UCACUGCCUAUGCGGCAUCAGCAGAAGGAAGUUUAGCUUGUCGCAGUUGGAGGAAUCCAUGAACCAUUCGUUCAUCUAUUCCUCUUUGGAAAGAUGCUCUAUCCCCCUACGCCGCCGACUGCAGCUGUAAUGAACCGUGCUUGACUUGGUUUCUAAAGGUUUUACGUUGUAGAAUAGCUAAAAUGCAACAUUGUACGUGCACUGCAAAAUCGUGGCUCAACCAGCAGGAUCUUCCCUGGUGCUGCGGUAUUGUGUAGGACUUGAAUGGACUGGGACGUCAGCACUUUAAGGAUUAAUUGUCUGCAAAGUAGUUUGAUGAGGAUAUGAAAAUUGUUUCAAAUUACUGAGUGUGAACCAAAUAAUGAAGGCAAAUGGCACAAAGUGAUCAAGCAUCCCAAGAACUGUGUCUGAUUGAUAGGGCCAUCACCAGCUUGCUAGCCGUACCUUUAAGCCCAAAGAUUCGAUCGUUGAAUGUUCACUACAAUCAGAUCUCCAGAAUUGAGGGCCUUGGACAGCUAUGGCAGUUGCAGCAUCUUGAUCUCUCCUCCAAUCAGAUAACUCGUAUUGAAGGAUUGGAGGCCCUUGUAGCCUUACGUACACUAAAUCUAUCCUGUAACUUAAUAACCAAAGUAGAAGGACUUAAUGGACUUGUCAGUUUAACUCGAUUGAAUUUAUCAUACAAUCGCAUUACAGACUUGAGUGGCUUCUCACACCUUCAUGGUAUUGGUCACAAGUUAAGUCUUGUAGAUCUUCAUAGUAAUUGCAUCAGCAACUUCAAGCAUUUGCUACAAUGUAUGGUCGGCCUAUGCUGCUUAACAGAUCUGACUCUAGCAAAAGAUGGAAGAGACAAUCCAGUAUGUCAAACUGCAGGAUACAGGGAAGUAACACUGCAAUCUCUAAAUCAGCUGACUGUAUUAGAUGGAAUAAGGAGGUCUGGUGAAUUUAUCCAUGAAAAUGAAGGAGCCCCCUUGGAUAUACCUGGUUUAGAAGACUAUAUAGAGUAUUUGGUAUCAUCAGACUCGAGUUUAAAUGUGGAACAGGCCUCGCUUGGGCUCCCUGUGGUCACUCCACGGAUCGAUGAGGUACUUGCGAAUUAUCGCCGUCGUAUUGCAGUUUCUGAUUCUGCUACUCUGGCAUCUGCCACGGAAGGAAGUUCUUCACCAGAAAUGGGGCAGAGGAUGACUCGCAACACUGUUGAAGUAUUCAAUGAAAUGAGAAUAAAGAACUUGGAAAGACAGAUUUCUCAGCUGUUGCAGAAGGUUCCAGCUACUUCAACGACAGUAAAAGCAAAGCGGGAUAUUGAUCAUACGUCUGAGAGUGAAAGUGAGAGCUGUAAAGAGAAUCGCAAGAAGGGUGCUAGACGAACAAAGAUUCCAAGCCACCGACAAAUGACUGAAUCUUCCAAGCAACGAAGUGCCAGGCAGUUGAAAAAUAAAAAAUCUGAGAGAGUCGAACAGCUUUGCAUGCAAAAAUUAAAAUCAUCUGUCAAGCAACCAAGAGGUGAAGAAUUCUCCAGUAAUUCACCUGUGGAAUCUGAUGAACUUCAAGUAGUAGGAAUCGCACCCAGGAAUACUUCAGUGCAAAAAUCUCAAUGUAAAUUACAAGAUAAUAAGCAAACAAAUGUAACUGAGGAGUCCACAUACAGGGUACUUAUUCAAGAGUUGGACCAAGAGCGUGAGACAAGAUGGAAGGCAGAGCAAGCUGUGAAACAAUUGAUGGAUCAUAUGAAAACAUUACAAAACCAGGCUAACGAGAAAAAGAAUUUUCAUGACAUGGCUGUGCAUACUUCAGAUAGGCUAAAAGAGUUGCUUGUGAAAGAGAAAGAAGGCAAAAGCCAAUUACAAACUUAUGUUGCAGAGUUAAAAAAGAAAGUAGGAAUUCUUACAGAGGAGUUAAGAAAGAUGAAGUGUACUGAGGAGGAUCAACGUAAAGUCCUGAAAUCUCUUGAAGAAACACUUUUGAAGGCAGAGACACAAAGGCUUCAACAACAGACAAUGGAGAUGAAACGAAUUCAAGAAACAGAGCUGAAAGCUUCAGCAGCCCAAAGAGAAGUAGAUUUACUACAGGUCUCCCUCCGUCAGCAAAAAGAAAAAGUACAGCAACUGCAGGAGCUUCUCACUUGCAGAGAGCAAGAGCACAGGAAAGAAGUAGAAUCCAGAGUUACUUUAAAUGGGCCAGAAUUUCAAGAUGCUGUGUCUCGAGAAGUAGCAAAAGUAGAAGAAAGACAUGCUCAGGAAUUGAAAGGAUAUCAAGAAAAAAUUGAUCUAUCUAAUCAACAGUAUGAUACUUUGGAGGAUGAAUUUCGGAUGGCUCUUAUUAUUGAAGCAAAUCGGUUUAAAGAGGUAAAGAGUGGAUUUGAUCAUGUGACUGCAGAGCUAGCAAACAAUAAAUGGGCACUGGCUCAGUCACAGCAGAAGGAAAAGCAAUUGGGGACAUUGGUUCAGGAAUUGACCACCAUGGUGAAAGAACAGAAAGUGAAGAUAGCAGAGUUGGCAAAAUCCAAACAGGAAACAAUUUUGGAACUAAAGAGCCGGAUCCGAGCAUUUGAACAUACAGCUGAAGAAGAUAAGAGAAAAACAGUUCAGAUUGAACUACUUAAGCAAGAAAAAUCUAGAAUGAUUUCACAGCUAACUGCACAGGAGUCUGUAAUUGAUGGCCUUCGAGCUGAAAAGAGGAUCUGGGGACAAGAGUUAGCUCAGCAAGGCUCUUCUUUGGCACAAGACAGAGGAAGGCUCGAGGCAAGGAUUGAAAUGUUGACCUCAGAGAUGGAAUCCCUCAAAAGACAGAAUGAGCAAGACAUGAAUGCUUUGAAGAUCAAAACAAAGAUUGUGGAUGAUCAAACAGAUACUAUUAGAAAACUUAAAGAAGGUUUGCAAGAAAGAGAUGAACAGAUUAGGAAAAUUCGGGAGCAAAACCUACAAGAUCAAAGGAGCUUCCAGGAGCAAUUAGAGAAUGAAGCUGCUAUAUCACAAGAUCUGAAAGACAAAGUUGAGAGGCUUUCAGAGCGGAAAAAGGAACUAAAGCAGCAGCUUGAGGAAAAAGAAGCAGACCUGGAGGAAACAAAAAGGGCUUUCAGUGCUGUAAAUAAGAAGUGGCAAGAUAAAGCAGAGAUACUGACAAUAUUGGAAACACAGGUCAAACACAUGAAAGAAUCCUUUGAUGCUAAAGAAAGGAAACUUGUUGAAGAGAGAGACAAAGCUUUGGAAGCUCAAAAGGCUGCAGCAGAAAAACUUCAUUCCAUGGAUGAUGCAUUCAGGCACCAGCUUGAGGCUGUACAGGUAUCUCAACAGACCCAACUUCUGCAGUUAGCCAAUGAAAAACAAAGUGAAAUUGAAGCAGCAAAAGAAAAGGUCUAUCAGGUAGAGGAGGAAAUGCGUCAUCUUCUUCGAGAGACAGCAAAUAGCAAAAAAAACAUGGAGGAGAAGAUACGCAAGCUCACUAGUGCUCUUAAUGACAUCAAGCAAGAACUGUGAAGUUGCCACAGACAACUUCCCAAUAUUUAUAAAAUCCAUGCUAUUUAUUAAGUGACUGAAAUCUUAAUCUAUUUCUUUCAGUAAUUCAUCAGAAAUUAUUAAAUCCCACUGACUGGAAAAUACCUCUGAUCCCUGAAUGCCUUAUUGUUGGCUCUUACUCUGAUUACCCACUGUGGGUACAGGUUAGUGGAAAUCUAAAUUUGAAUUGCACUCAGUUAGCUAUUUUUGGCCAAUGGAAUUUGGAGACAGAAAUAUUACUUUCAAUAUCUCUUGCUCUUGGAGUAAUGCAGAGUCCUUGCAUGUCAAGCUUUCUCCAUUUUUAGUCAUUGUACACAUGGUUCCCUGUUUGUAUAGAAUAUUGAGUUUAUCACACUCAGUUGAAUGAAAGCAAAAUAUUGGAAAUACAAAAUAGGGCACCAUCUCCAGAGAGAGAAAUAGCAUUGCUCUUUUGCCAGAUAAGCUUUUUCUAACCUGUAAUAGCUUAAUUUGGUAACAAAGAACUUGCCAUCUAGAUUAACGUUUCCAUUCCUACAAAUUUUUGUUCAGUUUUGGUGUAUUGGUUUAUUUUUGUCACUUGUACCGAGGUACAGUGAAAAACUUGUCUUGCAUACCAAUCGCACAGGUCAAUUCAUUACGCAGUGUAGUCACAUUGGGUUAGUACAGAGUGCAUUGAUGUAGUACAGGUAAAAACAACAGUACAGAGUAAAGUGUCACAGCUACAGAGAAAGUGCAGUGCAAUAAGGUGCAAGGUCACAAUGAGGUAGAUCGUGAGGUCAUAGUCCAUCUCAUUGUAUAAGGGAACCGUUCAAUAGUCUUAUCACAGUGGGGUAGAAGCUGUCUGUAAGUCUGGUGGUACGUGCCCUCAGGCACCUGUAUCUUCUACCCGAUGGAAGAGAAAAGAGAAUGACCCGGGUGGGUGGGGGUCAUUGAUUAUGCUGGCUGCUUCACCAAGACAGCGAGGGGUAAAGACAGAGUCCAAAGAGGGGAGGCUGUUGACCGUGAUGUACUGGGUUGUGUCCACAACUCUCUGCAGUUUCUUGCAGUCCUGGGCAGAGCAGUUGCCAUACCAAGCCACGACACAUCCAGAUAGGAUGCUUUCUGUAGUGCAUCGAUAAGUUGGUGAGACUCAAAGGGGACAAACCAAAUUUCUUUAGCCUCCUGAGGAAGUAGAAGCGCUGGUGAGCUUUCUUGGCUGUGGCAUCUACGUGAUUUGGCCGGGACAAGCUAUUGGUGAUGUUCACUCCCAGGAAUUUGAAGCUCUCAACCCUCUCGAUCUCAGCACCGUUGAUGUAGACAGGUGCAUUGACACCGUUCCACUAAGCUCUCUUAUCUCCUUCCUGUACUCCAACUCAUCGCUGUUUGAGAUACGGCCUACAAUGGUGGUAUCAUCUGCAAGCUUGUAGAUGGAGUUAGAACAGAAUCUGGCCACAUAGUCAUGAGUGUAUAGAGACUAGAGGGCUGAGGACGCAGCCUUGUGGGGCACCAGUGUUGAGAAUAAUCGUGCUGGAGGUGUUGCUGCCUAUCCUCACUGAUUGCAGUCUGUUGGUCAGAAAGUCAAAGAUCCAGUUACAGAGGGAGGUGUUGAGUCCUAGGUCUUGGAGUUUGGUGACAAGUUUGCUUGGGAUUAUUGUAUUGAAGGCAGAGCUGUAGUCAAUAAACAAUAGUCUAACGUAGGUGCCUUUACUAUCCAGAUGCUCCAGAGCUGAGUGUCGGGCCAGGGAGAUUGUGUCCGCUGUCGACCUGUUUCGGCGAUAGGCGAAUUGCAGUGGUUCGAGGUUGUGUGGGAGACUGGAGUUGAUGCAUGCCAUGACCAGCCUCUCAAAGCAUUUCAUGAUGGUGGAUGUCAGAGCCACUGGUCGGUAGUCAUUGAGGCAUGUUACCUUGCUUUUCUUCAGUAUUGGGAUGAUAGUGUAAUAAGAUUUGGCUACUUGUAUGAUAAAUUACUAUGAGAUACCAAGCUAUAAAGAACUGAAAGAUUUAGGGUUCAAUUUCUGGCCAAGAUAAAGAUAAUUGAUUUGUAUUCACCUCCACAGAAGAAAGUAUUCGGAGGAGAGAGGGAAAAAAAACAAGUGCAAAUAAAUACAUUAGACUAAGUUGCUAUUUUGUAGUUUUAAAUUGUUUUGGGGAAUAAUGUACUAAUGACUUACUUUCAUUGGGUUGAUUUAAUGUUCAUAUAUUUUGUAAAUGUAAGUUAUAUUGAG
This is a messenger RNA of Pristis pectinata (smalltooth sawfish), 5674 nucleotides long. It is a transcript of the gene lrrcc1, whose product is annotated as leucine rich repeat and coiled-coil centrosomal protein 1. Bases 372 to 3473 code for a protein of 1033 amino acids. The record is from RefSeq and is a predicted model, not a curated record. Gene Ontology annotation, molecular function: protein binding. Gene Ontology annotation, cellular component: cytoplasm; centrosome. NCBI's taxonomy places the organism in Eukaryota, Metazoa, Chordata, Chondrichthyes, Rhinopristiformes, Pristidae. The transcript is spliced from 20 exons.